Ceratitis capitata (Mediterranean fruit fly) is the source of this 2068-nucleotide messenger RNA. Its product is annotated as transferrin. The transcript has 8 exons. Gene Ontology annotation, biological process: iron ion transport. NCBI's taxonomy places the organism in Eukaryota, Metazoa, Arthropoda, Insecta, Diptera, Tephritidae. The record is from RefSeq and is a predicted model, not a curated record. Gene Ontology annotation, cellular component: recycling endosome; extracellular region; plasma membrane. Bases 53 to 1948 code for a protein of 631 amino acids.
GUGCACUCGAACAGUUGAGUACAAGCUGCGACUGGAGAAGAACGUGCGAAACAUGGGUUAUACGACGACUAUAUACUUGGCUGCAGCCUUAUUGGGCGUGGCUGCUUUGGCUUCGGUGCAAGCUGAUGAGCAAAUUUAUCGCAUGUGCGUGCCACAACAAUUCUACAAAGACUGUUUGGAUCUGUUGAAGGAUCCCUCAGAGGCUGGCAUACAAAUGGAAUGCAUUGCUGGACGUGAUCGCAUCGAUUGCUUGGAUAAAAUCAAUCAACGUAAAGCCGAUGUGCUCGCCAGUGAACCGGAGGAUAUGUAUGUGGCGUAUCAUACGAAGAAUCAGGACUAUCGUGUCAUCUCGGAAAUACGCACCAAACAGGAUAAGGAUGCCGAGUUUCGUUAUGAGGGCAUUAUUUUGGUAAAGAAAAACUCGAAUAUUAACAGCUUGAAGGAGUUGCGCGGCAAGAAAUCAUGCCACACGGGCUUCGGACGUAACGUGGGCUAUAAGAUUCCCAUCACUAAAUUGAAGAAUACACAGAUUCUUAAAGUUUCGCUGGAUCCCGACUUCACCGCCACUGAACGUGAACUGAAGGCACUAUCUGAGUUCUUCACACAAUCGUGCUUGGUUGGCACGUACUCACCAUACCCUGAAACUGAUCGUCUACUGAAGAAAAAAUACUCGAAUUUGUGCGCACUCUGCGAGAAGCCCGAGCAAUGUGAUUACCCCGACAAGCUGUCUGGCUAUGAUGGCGCUAUACGCUGUUUGGACAAGGGUAAGGGUGAGGUUGCCUUUACCAAGGUGCAAUACAUCAGGAAAUACUUUGGCCUCGCACCCGGCUCCACCGCCGAAGGUGACCCCUCGGAGUUCGAAUAUCUCUGUGAGGAUGGCAGUCGCCGCCCAGUCACCGGUCCCGCUUGCUCUUGGGCUCAACGUCCUUGGACUGGUUAUAUCUCCAAUGCUGAUUCGGUGAACGGCGAACAAAAGUUGCAUAACUUACAAGAUCGUCUAGAGAAAUUCUUCGAAAAUGGUCUACACGCUGAAAAUAAGGUGGCCGCACAACAUUUGCUGAUCAAUGAGGAUGCGGUGUAUCACAGCAAACCCACCGCAGUCGAACCAAAAGCUUAUCUCGAACGUGCCGGCUACAAGGAUGUCAUCGAACGUGAUGGCAGUGCCAUACGCAAGAUGCGUCUGUGCGUGCAGACAGACAUUGAGUUGGCCAAGUGCGAUACGAUGCGCCGUGCUGCUUACUCUCGUGAGAUACGCCCAGAGCUGGAGUGUGUGCAGGAGAGUGACUGCCUGCUCGCGGUUAAGGAGCAAAAGGCCGACUUUGUGACCGUACAUGGUAGGAACUACAAGGAGGCACGCGCUGAGAAGCUGAAACCGAUUGUAUAUGAAAGCUACGGACCAGAUAACCUCUAUGUGGCUGUGGUCGAACCGAGCGCUAGCAAGGAUCUGCAAAAGUUGCCAAUCAACUAUGAUGCCCAGAAUGAACGCGCCAGCCUAGCAGCCACCUUCUUGAACAAAUGGCGAAAUAUUAGUCCUUGUCAGACUACACCGUCCACGGAAAAGAAUCUCCAAAUUGUCCACUCAAGUGAGCUGGAACAGCACAAGAACAAACAGCUCGUCUGCUCCUCUAUGGAAGUCAAGCCUGUGACGGAGUACCAUAACUGCAAUUUGGAGGUUGACCUGCCCAAAGCAGUAUUCAUACGUGAGAGCAUGACUCCAGUUGAACAGGAGACUGUCAAACAUUUGUUUGUUUCACUCUCAACCAAGUUUGGCAAAGCGGGCAAGCUCGCCGAUGUCUUUACACUUUUCGGCGCCUAUGCAAAGGACGCCAAGAAUGUGUUGUUUGAUGACGACGCCACCGAACUUGUAACUGAGCUGAAGAAUCCCAACAUCAAUGAGCAAAUCUAUAGCGAGCUCUUAUGUGAUACAAACGCAAUUAAGCGUCUUUAAGAAUCUCUUCUGCAAACACAGUCAUCCAUAAAUACAUAUUUGCCUGUUAUGCCACCCUAACUUUAAGCUUUCAUAAUUCGUAAGCUACUCAAAAAAUAAAAAUUAUCAUUGAACAUUGAA